Molecule: messenger RNA, 1781 nt
Organism: Alligator mississippiensis (American alligator)
Lineage: Eukaryota; Metazoa; Chordata; Crocodylia; Alligatoridae
Gene: GMDS
Product: GDP-mannose 4,6-dehydratase
Exons: 11
Coding region: 255-1370 (371 amino acids)
Biological process (GO): GDP-mannose metabolic process
Molecular function (GO): GDP-mannose 4,6-dehydratase activity
Source: RefSeq, a predicted model, not a curated record
CGGUGGCUCGUGUUUCUGUAGCUGCUCGUGAUUGGCGGCCGGCGGCGGCUCUCGCUUUUCAAGUGCCCGGAGGGAGCGGGGUUGAGACAGGUGUGGCGGGGCGAGGUGGGCGCGCUGCAGCGGGGCGGGGCGGAACGCGGAAGUGCCUGCGCGCCCGGCGGCCGUUGCCUGAGGAGCAAUCGCCGCCCUUGGGCGGCCCCGCCCCCUCCCGGCUCCGGGCGGCCCAUGCGCUCCCCCCGCCCUCCCCGUUCCACAUGGCUCAGCCACCCUCCUGUCCCGGCUCCGGCUCUAGCUGCGCGGCGGGCGACAUGAGUGCCAGGAAGGUCGCGCUCAUCACGGGCAUCACGGGCCAGGAUGGUUCUUACUUGGCUGAGCUCCUGCUGGAAAAGGGCUAUGAGGUGCAUGGAAUUGUUCGCAGAUCUAGCUCUUUCAACACAGGCCGGAUUGAGCAUCUCUAUAAGAACCCACAGGCUCACAUUGAAGGAAAUAUGAAGCUGCACUAUGGGGAUCUCACUGACAGUACUUGCUUAGUGAAGAUAAUUAAUGAAGUGAAGCCUACCGAAAUUUACAACCUGGGAGCCCAGAGCCAUGUCAAAAUUUCUUUUGACCUGGCAGAAUAUACUGCUGAUGUUGAUGGAAUUGGCACUUUACGGCUUUUGGAUGCUAUUAAGACAUGUGGCCUUAUCAACUCUGUGAAGUUCUACCAAGCCUCAACCAGUGAACUUUUUGGGAAAGUGCAAGAAAUACCACAAAAGGAAACCACCCCUUUUUACCCAAGAUCACCAUAUGGAGCAGCAAAACUGUAUGCCUACUGGAUUGUGGUGAACUUCAGGGAGGCCUACAAUCUGUUUGCUGUGAAUGGCAUUCUCUUCAAUCAUGAGAGUCCCAGGAGAGGGGCUAAUUUUGUAACUCGAAAAAUUAGCCGGUCAGUAGCCAAGAUUCACCUCGGACAGCUGGAAUGUUUCAGUCUGGGCAAUCUGGAUGCUAAGAGAGACUGGGGCCAUGCCAUGGACUAUGUUGAGGCUAUGUGGCUGAUGUUGCAAACGGAUGAGCCAGAGGACUUUGUCAUAGCUACUGGGGAGGUCCAUAGUGUCCGUGAAUUUGUGGAGAAGUCAUUUAAGCACAUCGGGAAAACCAUCGUGUGGGAAGGAAAGAAUGAAAAUGAAGUGGGCCGAUGCAAGGAGACUGGCAAGAUUCAUGUGACAGUCAAUCUCAAAUACUACAGGCCGACUGAAGUGGAGUUUCUUCAAGGAGACUGUACCAAAGCCAAACAAAAACUAAACUGGACACCCAGAGUCACUUUUGAUGACCUGGUGAAGGAGAUGGUGGACGCUGAUGUGGAGUUGAUGAGGAAUAACCCUAAUGCUUAAACCUGCUCCUGCUCCACAGCACUCAUGUCAUUUGCCCUAGGAAAAAAAUAAUCACUCCGGAUGUUUGCUUGAAAGGAUACUGUCUGCCUGUCAGUGGGACGUAAUCUAUUGGAGGGGAAUCCUUGGACUGGUGCAGGAUGAUUUGGUGUUGGGGCUUUUGUGAUUUUAUUUUAUUUUCAGUCCUUUUGUAAAGGGAACGGUUUAACUUUCGGCCCUUUCGUUUUGCACAUGAGAUCUCGCAUGCCACUGCUACUCCAUUCUGCUGUCACUUUUUUUCUUGCAUUCGAGAUUUAACCCAAGAGAGCCUUUUUGCCUGAUCAUGAACCUUAAUAUACCGGCUGAGAUCUAACUGGGGGGUGGGAGGAUUCCCAUUAAUUUCCUUUUGAUAUUAAAAAUGAUCUUUCCUAUUAA